Leishmania mexicana MHOM/GT/2001/U1103 is the source of this 285-nucleotide messenger RNA. RefSeq lists its product as hypothetical. Bases 1 to 285 code for a protein of 94 amino acids. The transcript has a single exon. The record is from RefSeq and is a predicted model, not a curated record. Lineage: Eukaryota; Euglenozoa; Kinetoplastea; Trypanosomatida; Trypanosomatidae.
AUGGCGCAGAAGUCGCUGCGGAGCAAGCCGAGGCACAAGAGCGCCGGCGCUCUGCGCAAGUACGUGGGCGAGGCGAAGCGGAAGUCUACGUUCACAAAGGCCAAAAAGACGCCAGAGGCGAAGGCUAGGGCAAACUACAUUAGCGCUGUCGAGACCGCCAUGGCAUCGCGCGUGCCCUCCGAUCAACGGUCGAAGCUGUCGAUUGUGAAGUCCAGCGGCCCUGCGGCGAAGAAGAAGCAUAUGAAGAAGCCUUUGACCCGUGGCCGCAAGCGCAAGGACGGCUAG